Odontomachus brunneus is the source of this 771-nucleotide messenger RNA. RefSeq lists its product as uncharacterized. Bases 1 to 771 code for a protein of 256 amino acids. The record is from RefSeq and is a predicted model, not a curated record. Lineage: Eukaryota; Metazoa; Arthropoda; Insecta; Hymenoptera; Formicidae. The transcript has 2 exons.
AUGCACGUUCAAUCCGACGAGGAGCAAAUUCUCAGCUUCGCGCACCGUCCCGCUCCGGCGCAAAAGGAGACGUGGUCGACGGUGGUUGGAAGGAAAAAGGGCCGAAAGCCGGCCCCUCUGCCUCCCCCAGCUCCUUCGGGAGCCGCUAAAAAGAGGCGGGGGAAUUCUUACCCUGCGGGUCAGACCCCCUCUGGGGGCAAAAAGCCCACCAAGGGCAAUAAAUUGCGGCCUUGCAAGACAACCGCAAUUACAGUCAUAUGUCCUGAGGGCAAAUACGCGGAGGCCCUCAGGACAGUAAAAAGUAGGGUCUCCCUCGAAGAACUCGGGAUCUCUGCCGUUAAAAACAGGCGCGCUGUAACGGGCGCGCUAAUUUUGGAGAUCCCUGGACCCGACGGGGACCAAAAGGCCAACACUCUGGCCGAAAAGAUGAAGGCGGCGCUCGCCGAUCAGGAGGGUGUCCGGGUCGACCGAUCUGUUAAGAAAGCGGACUUUAGGGUCCGCGAUCUAGAAGAUUCGGUCACCCAGGAGAAGGUGUCUGCAACAAUGGCGAGCGUCGCCGAGUGUGAGGCCGUUAUGGUAAAGGUGGGGCCCAUAUCUAGGAGCCCUAGGGGACUCGGUACAACCCGGGUGACGGCCCCUAUGGCCGUCGUAAAGAAGGUGGUGUCCUCGGGGCGCCUGAGGGUUGGUUGGGGGCUCGCCCGCGUGGAGUUGCUGGCGGCGAGAUCCCUGACGUGCUUCAGGUGUCUCGAGGAGGGCCACACUCGCAGCUAA